Scutellospora calospora is the source of this 138-nucleotide messenger RNA. The record is from the annotation of a GenBank genome assembly. Lineage: Eukaryota; Fungi; Glomeromycota; Glomeromycetes; Diversisporales; Gigasporaceae.
CGUGCAAGAAAUGUGAUGAUGGACGUCCAUGUCAAAGAUGCAUUAAGUAUGAACUUACGGACACAUGCAAGGACUCUAUCAGAAAAGAGAGAAAAAAGGGCAUUAAAAGGGGUCCUUAUAAGCGUAAGCAACAAACAG